CAGGCGAGUUGCCCAGUCGCAAGGCACCACCUGCACUUCAUUCUCCCCCCGUCCGCCCGUUUUGCUCGUCACCAUUGCAACAACUUCACCUUGCGUCCUUUCACCCAAAGACCCGUCAACUUUGUCUUCCGCAAUCGACAACUACCACGACGAGGCAUCGCGAUAUCCCCCACAAGCACUCGAGCUGCUUCGAUAUUGCUAGGAACAUCAUUUUUAAUUCACCGAUACGACGUUGUGGAAGGGUUAAGUCGGUGAAUGCUGGUAAAUUUGGGUAUCUUCGACCACAACAGCCGGUCGGCGGUUUCGCGCGACUCGCCACAGUGAGAUCGAUCGACUUUUAUCAUUCCACUCCUCAAUACCGUCCUAUCGUCAAUCGUCCAUCGUUCAUCAAGCGCAUCAGAACAAGUUAAUCGGCCUACCAUAUUCAACGUUUCUUCGGCCUUUCCGACUCUCAUUAAGCCCUUUCGUAUUCUCACCUUGUCAGCAUCCGGGCGUCAAUUUUUGCUGGCAUUAUCUAGGGAUUUCUGACGACUUCUCUACCUCCGAAUUGCGCCGCGCACCGUAAUUGUCCAUCGUUUUCGGCUAGUUUUCUCGAUGGCGACCAUGUUAUUCAAUCCUCAAACGCCUCAGAGUCCUUCUCAAUUUUCCCCGACUACAGGCGACCAAGUGUCGAGCAUGAACAGCUCUAUGACCUCCAUCACCACAGCUCUACCGACGCCGGCACAUAGCGUGAACGGGUCCGCCCAACCAACCGACAUGUCUCACGAUACUGCGGUGGCAGAUGCCUAUUCGGCCAAGCGAAAAUAUCCAUUCGACGAUGCUGGAGAUCAUGAGCACAAAAAAGUCAACCUCGAGAAUCGCCGAGUUGGUAUUGAGAACCUGCACCUGGAUGUUGGUGAAAAGUACCUCCUUUGCAGUACUCCCUACUCCACCUCGUACCCAUGUCUAUCGGACGAUUUCUUUGAGAUGUUCGGAUUGACCGGCAUCGCUGCUGAGGUCGCCCGUACGAAGCCUAACGGAGAGAAGAAUGCGCUUCGCAAGACGUACAAAGGUCAAAUAAAGACUCUAGGAUUAAGCGGCCAUUUUGAUGCGGUGAAGAAAGAGCUCGAAGCCCCCGAUGGCCUACUGGCAUUGGCUGGGCUUGACGAAGAUGCAUGGUUCAGUAGGGAAGUAAGCGGGAAGGAGAUUGAGAAAGGACUGUCGCAGACGCACCAGGCGCAUCUAUCUCGAGCGGCAGCGAUGGCUAGAGGUUCCAUACCCAAGGCGGCCUGGGAUAGCUCUGUCCUCGGUGACUUAGCGCCCGGUAUUUUGCCAAAGAAAGCUGGUCACGAGUCGGCCACGAGACAGACGGCACCUAGCACUCCGGCUGCCUCGGCCCCCGGUAUCACCCCGAAGUCGAACAAGCCGUUGACGCCGCAGAUUGAUCGUGCUCGUCGGAUUGGAAAAAAGCGAAGCUACCAAGACAGCAGCUUUGAAGGAUACGGCGAAGGCUAUGCUGAUGACGAUACAGGCGGGUAUUCAACUGGCGAUGCGGAUGAACGGUCGAAGCUCAAGAGGAGAAAGCAGGUACAUGCAGAUCGUCCGUCUUCUGCAAGUCUCUUUGCUGACCGAUGA
Messenger RNA from Daldinia decipiens, 1614 nucleotides. Its product is annotated as Rox3-domain-containing protein. Gene Ontology annotation, molecular function: transcription coregulator activity. The transcript has 3 exons. The record is from RefSeq and is a predicted model, not a curated record. The coding region runs from base 595 to 1614 and encodes 339 amino acids. Gene Ontology annotation, biological process: regulation of transcription by RNA polymerase II. Gene Ontology annotation, cellular component: mediator complex. NCBI's taxonomy places the organism in Eukaryota, Fungi, Ascomycota, Sordariomycetes, Xylariales, Hypoxylaceae.